CAUCACAUACAUAUCUCGAUCGUCCUCUUCCCUUGCCUCCUACGAAAUAAAUCCACGAAAAUGACAUUGAGCAUAAAAAAUUAACAGAAAAAGCAGAUCUAUUCUAUUCUAUUACAUCCCAUACCUCGAUCUCACUCUGGCAGAUUAUUUGAUUGGGAUUACUAGCAGUUGGAGGAUAGAUCUGCUCUAAUAAUUCAUGGCUGCUACUGUUAGUUGGGCUUAUUCUUCCACCACAAAUUCUACUAAUGAUCUGGACAGAAAUGGAGAUAUUAGACCUCAUGAUACAGAACCUGCAACUCCACAUUCCCUUAUAAAGAUAGGCUCCAGAGGGGGCAGUAACAUGGAGGAUCCUGACGGGACAUUAGCAAGUGUUGCUCAAUGCAUUGAGAAGUUGAGGCAAAGUUCAUUAUCUGCACAAGACAAAGAAUUUAACUUGAAGCAGCUAUUAGAUCUGAUAGAUACACGUGGAAAUGCAUUUAGUGCUGUCGGUUCUCAUUCUCAGGCAGUUCCUGUAUUAGUAUCUCUCCUAAGAUCAGGCUCACUUGGAGUAAAGAUGCAAGCAGCUACUGUUUUAGGCUCAUUGUGCAAGGAGAAUGAACUACGAGUCAAAGUAUUGCUUGGGGGUUGCAUUCCUCCGCUUCUCGGUCUUCUGAAGUCAAGUUCAGUGGAAGGAAGAAUCGCAGCUGCAAAGACCAUUUAUGCUGUUUCCCAAGGAGGAGCCAAAGAUCAUGUCGGCUCCAAAAUCUUUUCCACUGAAGGGGUUGUGCCGGUUUUGUGGAAGCAGCUAGAAAAGGGGCUUAAGGGUGGACAUUUAGUUGAUGAUUUGUUGACCGGUGCACUAAGAAACCUUUGCAGCAGCACUGAGGGGUUUUGGUCAGCAACAAUCCAAGCUGGAGGAGAAGAUAUACUUGUAAAGCUGCUUACAGCCGAGCAAUCUAGUACUCAAGCAAAUGUUUGCUUUUUGUUGGCAUGCAUGAUGAUGGAGGAUCCAUCUGUUUGCUCUAGGAUAGUAGAUGCCGAUGCUACAAAACUACUUCUUAAGCUAUUGGGGCCUGGUAAUGAGGCUCCCGUAAGAGCACAAGCAGCAGCUGCUCUGAAAUCCCUUUCAGCUAAGUGCAAAGAAGCAAGGAAGGAGAUUGCUAGUUCUAAUGGCAUUCCUUCUCUCAUCAAUGCUACAAUAGCCCCUUCCAAGGAGUUUAUGCAAGGUGAGCAUGCACAAGCUCUACAAGAAAAUGCAAUGUGUGCUCUUGCAAAUAUCUCUGGCGGUUUGUCGUGUGUCAUUUCAAGCCUAGGUCAAAGCCUUGAAUCAUGCAAUUCACCUGCACAGAUAGCGGAUACAUUAGGAGCUUUAGCCUCUGCUCUAAUGAUAUAUGAUAUUAAAGCAGAAUCUAGUAAAGCAUCGGAUCCUACGGAUGUUGAGUUGACAUUAAUUAAGCAGUUUAAGCCUAAGUUGCCAUUUCUGGUUCAGGAACGCACCAUAGAAGCUCUUGCAAGUUUGUAUGGAAAUACUAUACUCUCAAGCAAACUUGCCAAUUCUGAUUCGAAGCGUUUGUUGGUUGGUUUGAUCACGAUGGCAACCAAUGAAGUUCAAGAUGAGUUGAUAAGAUCACUACUGGUACUCUGUAAAAAUGAAGGCAGUUUGUGGUAUGCUCUUCAGGGUCGAGAGGGUAUUCAAAUGUUGAUUUCUCUCCUUGGACUUUCAUCUGAGCAGCAACAGGAGUGUGCUGUUGCAUUACUUUCCCUUUUGUCAAAUGAGAACGAUGACAGCAAAUGGGCUAUCACUGCUGCUGGUGGCAUACCUCCACUUGUUCAAAUUCUUGAAACCGGAUCUCCAAAAGCAAAGGAAGAUUCUGCAACCAUUCUUGGUAACCUAUGUAAUCAUAGUGAAGAUAUACGUGAAUGUGUUGAGAGUGCUGAUGCUGUUCCUGCUUUGUUGUGGCUACUGAAGAACGGAAGCUCUAACGGGAAAGAGAUUGCAGCAAAGACUUUAAACCACUUGAUUCACAAAUCAGACACAGCAACUAUAAGUCAACUUACUGCAUUGCUAACCAGUGAACUUCCUGAAUCCAAGGUUUAUGUCUUAGAUGCUUUGAAAAGUCUGCUUUCUGCAGCUCCGCUUAUUGAUUUAAUGCGUGAAGGAAGUGCUGCAAAUGAUGCAAUUGAAACAAUCAUCAAGAUUUUAAGCUCUACAAAAGAAGAGACACGUGCCAAGUCAGCAUCUGCUCUUGGUGGCAUCUUUAAUGUACGAAAGGACUUGCGUGAAAGCAACAUUGCUGUCAAGUCUCUUUGGUCCGUGAUGAAGCUUUUAAACUCUGAGUCUGACUGCAUAUUGGCAGAGUCUUCUGGAUGUCUUGCUGCAAUAUUUUUAUCUAUACGAGAAAAUCGUGAGCUGUCUGCGAUUGCUAGAGAUGCACUGACUCCAUUGCUCACACUCGCAAGCUCUCCAGUUUUGCAAGUAGCAGAAAAAGCUCUAUGUGCAUUAGCAAACCUAUUGUUGGACUCUGAGGUUUCAGAGAAGGCUGUUUUGGAGGAGUUUAUUUUGCCUGCUACUCGAGUUCUGAAAGAAGGCGACAUCACAGGAAGGACCCAUGCAGCAGCUGCAAUUGCUCGUCUACUUGAAUCACUUCAUACAGAUUCUACCUUAACGGACUAUGUAAAUCGCACUGGAACUGUCCUUGCACUGGUAUCCUUCAUUAAAUCCACUGAUUGCGGAUCUGUUGCCAUGUCAGAGGCACUAAACGCACUUGCUAUUUUGUCAAGAUUGAAAGGAUCACCAGGGCACAUCAAACCUGCAUGGGCAGUGUUAACUGAAUAUCCAGAUAGCAUAAGCCCAAUAGUUUCAUGCCUUCCUGGUGUGACUCCUCUCUUACAGGAUAAGGCAAUAGAAAUAUUGUCACGGCUUUGCCAUGAGCAAUCUGUUGCUGUAGGAAAUGCAAUCACCAGUGUUUCUGGUUGUAUUUCAUCUAUUGCAAGUAGGGUGAUCCAUUCGUCGAAUGCAAGUUUAAAAAUUGGCGGAACUGCGCUUCUUGUUUGUGCCACGAAAGUAAAUAUGCAAAGAGUGGUGGAGGAUCUCCAUGGACUACAAUUGCAUACCCGUCUAAUCCAAUCCCUUAUCUUAAUGCUAAGUUUGCCAAAAAGUUCUCAUAUGGGAGACAUAGAGGAUAAAGAUUUUAUUAGUAUCUACAGAGGUUCUCAAGAAGCAACGGAACGCGAAAAAGAAGCCAGUACAUCAGUUAUAUAUGGUUCGAAUCUCUCUAUAUGGCUACUAUCUGCUAUCGCUAGUUAUGAUGACAAAAGUAAAGCUGAAAUUGUGGAUGCUGGAGCAGUAGAAGUUGUCACUGAGAAAAUCUCUCAGGUUUUAUCACAGUAUGGUCAGUUUGAUGUUAAUGAAGAUAGUAGCAUCUGGAUAUGUGCACUACUACUUGCAAUUUUGUUUCAAGAUAGGGAUAUCAUACGUGCAAACUCCACAAUAAAAGCAAUACCAACCCUUGCUAGUCUAUUAAGGUCAGAAGAGUCGGCCAAUAGAUAUUUUGCUGCACAAGCUACAGCGAGUCUAGUCUGCAACGGAAGCAGGGGAACUCUUUUGUCUGUUGCCAACUCAGGGGUUUCAGUUGGUCUCAUAUCGUUGCUUGGGUGUGCUGAUGCUGAUAUACAUGAUCUUCUAGAAUUAUCAGAAGAAUUUUCAUUGGUUCCUUAUCCGGAGCAGGUUGCACUCGAGAGGUUGUUCAGAGUUGAUGAUAUUAGGGUUGGUGCAGCUGCUAGAAAGGCGAUACCAGCUCUUGUUGAUCUACUCAAACCAAUUCCUGAUCGUCCAGGGGCACCUUUUCUGGCACUUGGGCUUCUAAUUCAGCUUGGAAAUGACUGCCUUUCAAAUAUGACUGUGAUGGUUGAGUCUGGUGCUAUAGAAGCGUUAACAAAGUAUCUUUCUCUUGGCCCGCAAGAAGCCACUGAGGAAGCUGCUACUGACUUACUUGCAAUCCUAUUUAGCACAGCUGAAAUACGUAGACAUGAGUCAGCAUUUGGUGCUGUGAGUCAGCUUAUAGCUGUCUUACGUAUGGGUGGAAGGGGUGCAAGGUAUAGCGCUGCUAAAGCACUUGAGAAUCUGUUUUGUUCUGAUCACAUUAGAAAUGCUGAUUUUGCAAGGCAAGCUGUUCAGCCAUUGGUGGAAGUUUUAAACACUGGGUUGGAAAAAGAGCAGCAUGCUGCUAUUGCUGCGUUAGUUAGACUAUUGAGUGAUAACCCAUCAGGAGCACUUGCUGUUGCAGAUGUUGAAAUGAAUGCAGUAGAUGUUCUCUGUAGGGUUCUUUCAUCACAUUGUUCAAUUGACUUGAAAGGGGAUGCUGCCGAGUUGUGUUGUGUACUUUUUGGCAAUACAAGAAUCCGAUCGACAAUCGCUGCUGCUCGCUGUGUCGAGCCUUUGAUCUCCCUGCUUGUAUCUGAGGCAAGUCCAGCUCAGCAUUCGGUUGUUCGUGCAUUGGAUAGACUUGUAGACGAUGAAAGUUUGGCUGAGUUGGUUGCUGCACAUGGCGCAAUAAUUCCUCUUGUAGGCCUUCUCUAUGGCAGGAAUUACAUGCUUCAUGAAGCAAGUUCCAGAGCUCUUGUUAAGCUGGGGAAAGAUAGGCCUUCUUGUAAGAUGGAAAUGGUAAGAGCUGGUGUGAUUGAGAGUGUACUUGAUAUCCUCCAUGAAGCACCUGAUUUUCUAUGUGCUGCUUUUGCAGAAUUGCUUCGAAUAUUAACAAACAAUGCAACUAUAGCAAAAGGUCCAUCUGCAGCAAAGGUUGUCGAACCCCUCUUCUCGUUGCUAACUAAACCAGAGUUUGGAGCUGAUGGGCAGCAUAGUGCUUUGCAAGUUCUAGUAAAUAUCUUGGAGCAUCCACAGUGUCGUGCUGACUAUACUUUAACUUCUCACCAAGCCAUUGAACCACUUAUUCCUUUACUAGAUUCUCCUGCUCCAGCAGUGCAGCAAUUAUCAGCCGAGCUUUUAUCUCAUCUGCUUUUAGAAGAACAUUACCAAAAGGAUCCCAUUUCACAGCAAGUAAUUGGCCCCUUAAUGCGUGUUCUUGGUUCUGGAGUCCCCAUUUUGCAGCAACGAGCUGUGAAGGCUCUUGUUAGCAUUGCAGUAUCCUGGCCUAAUGAAAUUGCUAAAGAGGGUGGUGUAGCUGAACUGUCUAAAGUCAUACUACUAUCUGAUCCCACUCUUCCUCACACAUUGUGGGAAUCUUCAGCUGCUGUUUUAUCUUGUAUUCUGCAGUUCAGUUCCGAGUUUUAUUUGGAAGUACCUAUUGCUGUCCUGGUACGCUUGCUACGUUCAGGCUCUGAAGGUACUGUAGUUGGUGCGUUAAAUGCUCUUCUUGUUUUGGAAAGUGAUGAUUCCAGCAGUGCUGUAGCAAUGGCUGAAAGUGGUGCAAUAGAGGCUCUUUUGGAACUCCUCAGAUGCCAUCAAUGUGAGGAAACUGCUGCAAGGCUGUUGGAAGUACUAUUAAACAACGUCAAGAUCAGAGAAACAAAAGUAACCAAAUCAGCUAUCUUACCACUGUCUCAAUACCUCUUGGACCCACAAACUCAAGCUCAACAGGCUAGAUUGUUGGCAACUCUUGCUCUUGGGGAUUUAUUUCAGAAUGAGACUCUUGCUCGAUCUGCUGAUGCUGCUGCAGCCUGUCGUGCUUUGGUGAAUUUGCUUGAGGACCAGCCAUCAGAAGAAAUGAAAGUUGUAGCUAUAUGUGCUUUGCAGAAUCUUGUGAUGUAUAGUCGAUCAAAUAAAAGAGCAGUUGCAGAAGCUGGCGGUGUCCAAAUUGUUCUUGAUUUAAUUGGUUCAAGUGAUACUGAUACAUCAGUCCAGGCUGCAAUGUUUAUUAAGCUUCUUUUUUCUAAUAAUACCAUUCAAGAGUAUGCCUCCAGUGAGACUGUCAGAGCUAUAACCGCGGCCAUUGAAAAGGAUUUGUGGGCCACUGGAACAGUGAACGAGGAAUAUUUGAAAGCUCUAAAUGCUCUUUUUGGAAACUUCCCACGGUUGAGAGCUGCUGAACCUGCAACCUUAAGCAUCCCACACUUGGUGACAUCUCUCAAGACUGGGUCAGAAGCAACUCAAGAAGCUGCAUUAGAUGCCUUGUUUUUUCUUAGGCAAGCUUGGUCUGCUUGCCCUGCUGACGUCUCCAGGGCGCAAUCAAAUGCUGCUGCAGAUGCAAUACCCCUGUUACAGUACUUGAUCCAAUCAGGUCCACCUCGUUUUCAAGAAAAGGCUGAAUUUUUGUUGCAGUGUUUACCUGGUACGUUAACAGUAAUUAUCAAACGGGGAAACAAUAUGAAACAAUCCGUGGGGAAUCCAAGUGCCUAUUGCAAGCUUACACUCGGCAACACACCUUCGAGGCAAACUAAGGUUGUUGCUACUGGUCCCAAUCCUGAAUGGGAUGAAAGCUUUGUUUGGUCCUUUGAAAGUCCUCCAAAAGGACAGAAGCUACAUAUCUCUUGCAAAAAUAAAAGCAAGAUGGGGAAGAGUUCUUUUGGUAAAGUAACGAUACAGAUUGACCGAGUCGUGAUGCUUGGGGCAGUGGCCGGUGAAUACACUUUACUUCCGGAAAGCAAAAGUGGUGCGUCAAGGAAUCUCGAAAUAGAAUUCCAGUGGUCAAACAAGUGACAUUUCGUUGAGUCAAUUUGUAUAUAAUUUUUUUGAAAGAUUUGUGCUUGUUCUGCUGUAGAUUUCAAAGUAUAGUGUUUGAGAACAACCAUUUAAUUGUGUUAUAACGUAGUUCGCUACAUUUAUUUGUUAAUUGGUUACAAGAUGUGUGGUUGUUAGCUCAAACUGAUGUAAUGACUCUUCCCCUCAAUGAAAGUUUUGUUUUUUACA
This is a messenger RNA of Erigeron canadensis, 6844 nucleotides long. RefSeq names its product protein CELLULOSE SYNTHASE INTERACTIVE 1. Lineage: Eukaryota; Viridiplantae; Streptophyta; Magnoliopsida; Asterales; Asteraceae. Gene Ontology annotation, molecular function: microtubule binding. The transcript is spliced from 8 exons. Gene Ontology annotation, cellular component: cellulose synthase complex. The coding region runs from base 197 to 6634 and encodes 2145 amino acids. Gene Ontology annotation, biological process: anisotropic cell growth; regulation of cellulose biosynthetic process. The record is from RefSeq and is a predicted model, not a curated record.